Messenger RNA from Thlaspi arvense, 738 nucleotides. Lineage: Eukaryota; Viridiplantae; Streptophyta; Magnoliopsida; Brassicales; Brassicaceae. The record is from the annotation of a GenBank genome assembly.
AUGUGGAGAUCUACAUUUCCUUCAUCAAAGAGCUUUUCUUCGGAGUCUUUUAGAGAGACCCUGAGAAAAGGUUUUGAUUUACGUGAAGCUUUGGGACUGUUUGAGAAGAUGAUAAAUUUUCGUCCGCUCCCAACGAUCAUGGAUUUCACACAACUUCUGAGUGGGAUUUGCAAAAUCAAGCGCUAUGACCAUGCAAUCCGCUUAAUCAAGCGGAUGGAAAUCGCUGGAAUCGAACAUGACGUCUACUCCCUCAACGUGUUGAUAAACUGUUUCUGCCACUGCUCGCAGCAGCCUUAUGCUUUGUCUACACUUGCGAGAAUGAUGAAAGCUGGCCAUGAGCCCGAUAUGUUUACAUUCACCAUGUUGCUCAGAGGUAUUUUUCAGCAGGGAAGAAACAUGGAGGCUCUACGUUUCUUUGAGCAGAUGGUGGAUAUGGGUUACAGACCCAAUCUUGUGGCAUACAACACUGCAAUUCAUGGUUGUAUUUCCAGUGAUCUGUUUGCUCAAGCUGCUGGUUUCUUGUUGGAUAUGGGUAACAAUGGAUUUGAAGUGAAUGCAGUCACUAUUGCUACAGUUAUCAGCGGACAGUGCAAGCGAGGUUUAACUGCUGAGGCCAUAGGGUUUCUUAGAGAAAUGGAGAAAGACAACUUAGAGCCCAACGUUGUAGUCUACAGUGCCAUAAUUGACUCUCUCGCCAAGAACAAGUUGCUGGAUGCGGCAAUGCAAUUUUUCAACUGA